Messenger RNA from Tachysurus fulvidraco (yellow catfish), 4034 nucleotides. It is a transcript of the gene fhip1aa, whose product is annotated as FHF complex subunit HOOK interacting protein 1Aa. Lineage: Eukaryota; Metazoa; Chordata; Actinopteri; Siluriformes; Bagridae. The record is from RefSeq and is a predicted model, not a curated record. The transcript has 15 exons. Bases 552 to 3410 code for a protein of 952 amino acids.
UCCAAUCAGGGUUAAGGUGUGCGCUCGAGGCUGCGCGAGACGGAGGCCUUUCACUGCUUCCUGUGCGAAAUGACAUCCAUUAGGACUGAGAUACAGAAGAGGAUUUAAUUUUACAGGCAGGAGAAACUAUAACUUUGGGAAACUAGGAGUCAACAGGAGCUGGAGAGGAAAUAAAGCUGACAUUUGGUGAUCGAUCACCUGAGAACAGGUGAGUACAGAUUAGAACAGACAUAAAAGCGGCUCCUUUUUGUUUCUCCAGCGUUCCUGAGCUGCAGGUAUCUUCACAUCAGCCACGUUUUAACUCCAGAAGGUUUCACAGAUUCCGUCGGUUUAAGUAACUCUCUGUGAUCCAGUCUGAAGCUGCGCUGGUUCCUCACACGAUGCCGAGACUCGGAGUGUGAGCGGGUCUGGAUGCCACCUGACCAACAGGAAGUCACAGAGAUGUUCACACACACAGCUUUAUGAUCUACCUUUGAGCGGAAUGCAGUGUAACUGGACGUCCACGCUCUUUUCUCACGUUGUGGUUUAACCCACACUGCGAUGUGACAGCGAUGGCGUCUGCCGUGGCCAAUAGGAGUCGAGGAAACCAAUCGAUGGGACUGAAGGGCGUCGACCCUGAAACAUGCAUGAUUGUGUUCAAGAACCACUGGGCACAGGUGGUUAAGAUACUGGAGAAACAUGACCCUUUACGGAGCACCGGAGGUCUCAGCCUCAAGGUCGGAGUUCACGCAUUCAGAGUUCACGGUCUCCGCCAUGGAGCGAUACCGUUGGAUGAGGCGAGCGCGGUGCAGAACUAUGUCGAACACAUGCUCCUCCUCCUCAUGGAGGAGGAGACCGGAGUAAGCGGAGCCAUGGGCCCCAUCCUGGAGUUUGUCAUCAUGGAGAACAUCAUGGAGCGCCUGUUCAUCUGGAGCCUGAGGCGGGAUUUCACCGACCAAUCAAAGCUCGAGCAGCUGAAGAUGUACAAGAUGCUGAUUGGUCAGGCCAAGCAACCGCUGUUGCAUCACAAACCCGUUCUGAAGCCGCUGAUGAUGCUGCUGUCGUCCUGCUCGGGAACGGCGACGGGUCAAGCGGCAGGAGUCCCGACUUCCUCUAAGGUGGAGAAUGAGCUGGUUCUUCUCCUCCAUCAGCUGUGCUGUGUUGUGUCCAAUGAUCCCUCCAUCCUCGAGCUGUUCUUUCACUCCAGCGAAGAUCAGGGAGCCGCUAACUUCCUGCUCUUUUCCCUCCUUGUUCCCUUCAUCCACAGAGACGGAGAGAUAGGGCAACAGGCUCGAGACGCCCUGCUGCUCAUUAUGACCCUCAGCAAGGACAACCAGCGUGUGGCCACACACAUCGCUCACAACACCUUCUUCUGUCCGGUAUUAGCCACCGGUCUGAGUGGUCUGUACUCGUCCCUGCCUGCUAAGCUGGAGGUAUCCAGUGAAGACUGGCACUGUAUUCAAAAUGACGAGUGGCAGCAGGAGCCUGCACUCGUUCACUUCCUAAACUCACUCGAGUUCUGUAACGCCGUCAUGCAGGUGGCUCAUCCAUCCGUCAGAGAUCAGCUGGUUGGUUACAUCAUCAACGGCUUUCUGGUUCCUGUUUUAGGACCCGCGCUGCAUAAAAUGACUCUGGAGGAAGUGAUGACCACCACGUCGUAUCUGGAUCUUUUCCUAAGGGCUGUCACUGAACCUGCACUGCUUCACACUUUCCUUCGCUUCAUCCUCCUCCAUCGCCAUGACAACGUGCACAUCCUGGACACGCUGGUCAGCCGCAUCAACACGCCUUUCCAGCUGGGCACCGUGUCCCUGUCUCUCUUCCGCACUCUGAUUGGUCUGUACUGCGAGGACGUCAUGCUUCAGCUCGUACUCAAGUAUCUAAUCCCAUGUAAUCACAUGAUGCAGAGUCAGCGACGUGUCGUGAACGAGAGAGAUUGCUAUUCCGUUUCUGCAGCUAAGUUUCUGGCCCUCACUCCGUCCUGCUGCUCUCCAGACAUCGUCGCUCCACCCAUCCGACAGCUCGACUCCAUCACCUGGUCAAAGGUCACCGACGAAGCUAAACCAGGAACUAUAAAAACGGAGGCGUGUUCCUCGGAGAAGGACGAAUCCGGGCACUCGUGUGUGAUCGGCUCAGAGAUUCACCUGGAUGUCAGUUACCUGCAUUACCUGUAUGAUGCACGUAACCGCAUCAGCACAUGCGCGCGUGCGUGCCGCAUCUGGUCCGCCCCCUACGACGGCGUGACCCCGCCUACUGAGGAUAAAACUCGUCCUCGUGGGACCUCACAGGCUCAUGCCGAUGUCACUUCUUCAUCUGGUGUGGAACUCGAGUGGGAUGAUAGUUAUGACGCCGGUUCUUCUGCACGUGCGCAGCAGGAAGAGGAAGAAGAAACGAACGGAGCCACCGCCGGAGUCCAAAACGAUCCGCCGCAACACAUCCAGGACCUCCGAAAAACGGCCACUUUGUUCGUCAAAGGCUCCUACGUGGAAGAGUCGGAAUUUCAGAACGACGUCAUGGUGUACGAUCUGGUCGCGCAGAAGGACACCAACGAGUCCGCCGACAGAAAACGGAUCGUUUCCAGUCACGAAACGCAGGACGACGCAAUCCCAGAAAAUCCAGACGAUCCGAGUGAAACAUCAGGAAUAGGAAACGGUUCCGUGCAACCGCACACAGAGAAACAAAACGGCGUCCAGAUGGAAGCGGAUCAGAACCCGCACGACCCUCUCGCAGAACACUACGACGAUUUGGUAUCGCAGUACGAGGAACUGAUCCGCACUCUGGUCAUCGAAGCCAAAGGUCCGACAAGGACGCAGCAAGAGUUGAGAAACUCCAUCAUGGAGGAAGAGGAUGACGUGGACUUCAGCUCAUUUUCAGCCAAGAGUCCAGAAGCGGAAAAAUCCCCCUCGCCGUUUAGGACUAAACCCCACAGCGGGAGCGUGAAUCACGCCAUACCUUUUACAGGUCCGUUCAUGAGCGUGCUGCUCUCUCGACUAGAGAACAUGCUGGAAAACUCUCUGCAUGUCAAUCUUCUGUUAACAGGAAUCAUCGCUCAGCUCGCUGCUUAUCCACAGCCACUGCUGCGCUCCUUCCUGUUAAACACCAACAUGGUGUUCCAGCCCAGCGUCCACUCGCUGUACCAGGUCUUGGCCUCAGUGAAGAACCAGAUCGAGCAGCUGGCUGUGAGGCAGAAGGACUUUCCUGAACUUCUCCUGGCAGCACAGCAGUGUCUUCUGGCCAGAGAGACUUCACUCACCGCACAAGAUUCGCCGAGUGCUGGAAAGCACGUGAAGAUCCGAUCUGUCCAACCCAAGAUUGUGGUUCCUCCGAACAGGACGGAGGUCUACGCCGCCGUGGUCUUCACCGAGUUCCUUAAAGAACUGGCUGCCAUCACACAGGAGCACUCCAUCCUCUCGUACAUGCCCAUGGAGGAGUAAAGCAGAAUUCACCAAACACUCACCGAUAUCAAGCGGACGUCUCUGACUCUAAGGACGAGUCUUACUUUCUCCUUCGUCUCCCAUCGGAGGAACAGAAGCGAGUUUUAUUCUAUCUACUGUGAGCUACGAUGCCUCCAUCACCAUGCUUCAUUGUGCUUGUAACACCAUAGCGAGUUCUCUGCUUUUAUUCCUCCAUCUAAACUCUCUUUAACUUUAACUGAUCUUUUUCAAAUGAUUUUUUCCCCUCUGUCAUCCUGCUAAAGUAGCUAAUCUUCACUAAAUCGGGAUUUAUUUCCCUUUAGAAAAGCAGCGCUGCAUGUUUUCUUUAUCUUGCCAUGUUGAACUAUAACCCAUAAAUUCAUCUCAGGAGGAAACUGAUGCCUGUUAAAUCAUCAAGUCUCGUCUUCCAGCGAGGGACCAGAACUCCUCAGAAUUAUUCUUAUUUACAUGUUUGUAGAUGCAUAUACACCUCUUACCUCUUAAAUCCUGGAUUUCUGCUUCAUUCACUCAUUCAUCUUCUACCGCUUAUCCGAACUUCUCGGGUCACGGGGAGCCUGUGCCUAUCUCAGGCGUCAUCGGGCAUCGAGGCAGGAUACACCCUGGACGGAGUGCCAACACAUUCAC